Polistes dominula (European paper wasp) is the source of this 2729-nucleotide messenger RNA. RefSeq names its product UNC93-like protein. Gene Ontology annotation, biological process: regulation of potassium ion transport; regulation of muscle contraction. Lineage: Eukaryota; Metazoa; Arthropoda; Insecta; Hymenoptera; Vespidae. Gene Ontology annotation, cellular component: plasma membrane; striated muscle dense body. Gene Ontology annotation, molecular function: potassium channel regulator activity. The record is from RefSeq and is a predicted model, not a curated record.
AAUAACGCUGGCAACGAUCAUCGCCUUUCGCCUUCCCGAUCGCUUCAGUAUCAUUUUCAAUCGUGUCCUCUGUGUGGCCAAACCACUAAGUAUAAUACGUGCCAAAGUAAAGUAAGAAAAUCAACAACGUAAAAACAACAGACAUAAUAUAUUAUAAGAAACAAGUGUGAGGGAGGCAUAAUAAUGGAAAAAUCGGAAUGAAUACGUUCAAUCGUCAAAAUUUUAUUUUUGUAUCACCAUUUUUUUUUAAUCCUCUAUUAAAAUCAUAAUUUUUCACCUUAUAACCCAACAGAAUGAUUUCUAUUUGCAUUUUAUGAGAAAAUAUUUGUUAUUCGCACGGAUAACAUUACAUGCACGGAUAAAAUUCCACGCGUGGUAUCUAACAAGGAGAUUUAUAAAUGAAAUGAAUUUAGUAAAAAGGAUUUUGAUGUACUCAUAGAAAAUUGUAUAAUUUAAUAACAAUUUAAUUAUCAUCAUGACGACGGAGAAGAAUCAUAAUACCACCAGCGGACAAUUCGUCAAAGUGCAAACCGAAAGAGCCAGUUUUAAGCCAACGGAAAGAUGGCGUAUUAUAAAAAACAUAUUAUUAAUAGGAAUUGCAUUUAUGAUGAAUUUUACUGCUUUUAUGGGUGCAACGAAUCUCCAAAGUUCCAUAAAUUCUAGCGAAUCUCUGGGCACGUUCACCCUAGCAGCAAUCUACGGAAGUUUAAUAUUUAGCAACAUCUUCCUUCCGGCCUUGGUGAUAAGUUGGUUUGGUUGCAAGUGGACAAUGUCUCUAGCUAUUCUGACCUACGUGCCAUUCAUAGCAGCUCAAUUUUAUCCAAGAUUUUACACGAUGAUCCCAGCAGGACUGAUGGUAGGACUUGGUGGUGGACCACUCUGGUGCGCCAAGUGCACUUAUCUUACUGUCGUGUCCGAAGCUUAUGCUACUAUAUCUGAUCUAGCAUCCGAUGUUUUGGUCACUAGAUUCUUUGGUCUAUUCUUUAUGUUUUAUCAGAUGGCACAAGUAUGGGGCAAUCUUAUCUCAUCGGCAGUUCUAUCUUUUGGAAAGAAUGAAAUGAUAUCAACGAACAUGUCAUUGAACAGUACUAUUGUUGCUGAGAUUUGCGGAGCCAAUUUUUGUGUCGCAUCUCCGUCUACCAACGACAAUCCAAAUCUGGAGCAACCACCGAUAGAGAGGAUCCACUUGAUAUCAGGAAUUUAUGUUGCCCUUAUGAUAUUGGCUUCUUUGGUUAUAGUCUUUGGGGUUGAUUCAUUGUCUAGAUAUGACAGAGGUAGAAAGGGUUCCGGUACAGGAUUAACAGGAUUAAAACUCUUGGCGGUUACGUUGAGUUUGUUGAAAGAAAAAAAUCAGCUUUUAAUCUUGCCCAUAAUAAUUUUCAUCGGAGCGGAACAAGCUUUUCUCUUUGCCGAUUAUAAUGCAUCUUUCGUGUCUUGCGCUUGGGGGAUCAGUAACAUUGGAUACGUUAUGAUAUGCUUCGGUAUUUCCAACGCUAUUGCAGCUUUGACUACGGGCUCAAUUAUAAAAUUGACUGGCAGGAUUUCUGUGAUGAUCUUUGCCUUUUGCCUACACAUGGGAAUAUUAAUUUUUAUGUUGACCUGGAAACCGACUCCUAAUCAAGGCAUACUCUUCUUUAUCAUUUCUGGAUUAUGGGGUAUUUGUGAUUCCAUCUGGUUGGUGCAAAUUAACUCUUUAAAUGGUUUACUUUUCCCUGGAAGAGAAGAGGCAGCUUAUUCCAAUUUUCGUCUAUGGGAAUCUACUGGCUCUGUGAUAACUUACAUAUACAGUCCUUACUUGUGCACGUAUACAAAAAUUCACAUCUUGAUGAUUAUUCUCUGCAUCGGUAUAAUAGGCUACUCUAUUAUCGAAUGGAUAGGUAAAACAAAAUCAAUUGUUAUAAACGAGAAGCCAGAUUUCGAAUUGGUUGCUGAUAACGAAGUAACAGGAUAAUAACUCGUUCAAACGAAUUUAUAAUAACAAAGAUUUUACACAGGUAUUCGCUUAACGGCUAAGAUUUUUGUGAAAAUAAUCAAGAGAAACCUGUACGGAUGCCACCUGACGUUUAUGUUUCGAAAUCGCUAAAGAACGUUUGAUAAGUGAGCUAUCUGUACUACCAACAGCGAUGUAAUUUUACAACGAAAGUUAUGAUUUCUACGAUAUGUGGCGUCACGUCAUCUAAUCGAAAGUGAAUCUCGACGUCUCGGUUUUCCCCAAAAAGGCGCCCUUUAUUCGAAUAUCGACCGAAGGAUAAGAGCCUAAUUAUCCUGUUUCUUAUUUCUUUGUUUAAUUAGAAGUUAAAUGUGCAAUACAAAUGGAUGAAAAGUUAGACGAUAUUCUUUAUUAUUUUUUUUUUUUUUUUAAUAAAAUUUGUUAUUUUCUUCCUUUGAUUGAAAAACAAUAGGAAAAAAAUUUAACAUAGUGAUAGACUCGAACACGCUUCGGGCUAAAUGCAAUAUCGAAUGGAAAAGUGUUAUGUGACAGCGAAAUAAUAAAUCGAAAAUGAUUUUUCAUAUCUAAACUUCGAUAUCUAUCUAUGAUUUAGCAACGUAUCUGGAUAUUGAUGAGCAAUGAUAUUUGCUCGAGCAUAUUUUAUAAUACUCAAAAUAUCCGAGGAAAAGUUAUUCUCCCGAUAAUGGUUUUAUUUGCAUACGUAGAACUGAUUGUUACGCGCUUCAUUGAACUCGAUUUAUAUGCAAUAAUUCUUCUCGAAUAGAAUAUUUUUAUAAUA